This is a messenger RNA of Aaosphaeria arxii CBS 175.79, 2970 nucleotides long. RefSeq names its product glycoside hydrolase family 81 protein. NCBI's taxonomy places the organism in Eukaryota, Fungi, Ascomycota, Dothideomycetes, Pleosporales. The transcript has 2 exons. Gene Ontology annotation, molecular function: glucan endo-1,3-beta-D-glucosidase activity; endo-1,3(4)-beta-glucanase activity. Gene Ontology annotation, cellular component: cell surface. Bases 1 to 2970 code for a protein of 989 amino acids. The record is from RefSeq and is a predicted model, not a curated record.
AUGGCCAGGUUGGCCUUUCUGUUGGCACUUAGCCAGGCUACACUCCUUUAUGCUCUACCUACUCGAGAUAAGGUUCAAGUUCCCGACGAGAUAGAGAAACGGGAAAUCACUCUUUCUUUGAACCUUGACGCUACGACCAGCUACAGCUCUGUUUUUCCAUCUUCCGUCCAAUCUGUGGCGGUGACCUUGGUACCAUCCGUUACCGGUUCUAUACAUACGCAACUCCCAUCCCAUGGCUUCACACGAGGACCGCUGGACGGUCCCCAAAUCUCGGCUCCAAUGGGACCCCUUUCACCCAUCCAAGCAACUUUGCAACCACAGCUUACAGCUGCAGCACGACAGCCGGAUCCGAACAUCUUCAUGCCUAUGGAGAGCGAUGCCCCACCGCAACAGAUCAAAGCUCGCAACGACCAUGCCGUUCCAAAAGAACACAUACUCGAUCAAGACAUCCCAAUUGAAACCAACAAAUUCUAUUCGAAUUUCUUCCUAGGUACGCAGACUCAACCCGUAUGGUCUCACCCGUACGCAUUGAAUUGGGCAAAAGGCCAUGGCGACACCUUCGGAAUAGCAGUCGCCCACAUCGAGCGAGACCAGCUUGCCUGGGGCGAAGGCGACGUACCUCGCUACUUCAUCGGGCCUGUCGGGGUUCAAAACAUCGUUUUCUCUGCUGCUGAACUUGCAAACGAUACGGUAUUGUCCGUGGAAGAGCCAACUGGAUUCUCCGUCUACGCCAACCUGGCACCUUUUUCUGGCGCCGAUACCAUCAUGUCCAUCCCAGUUGUGCAAGGCAUGGGGUUCGUCACUGCGCUGUACAAUAAAGCCAAACCGCAACUCAACAGUGGGACUUUCUUCCGUACGCUUGAAUAUGUCGAAAAGCUCAAUGGGGUCACCUUCAAGUACAGAGUGACGUUGGAGGAUGAUUCAGAGUGGCUACUCUACGCCACGCCUGUGGCAUCACUAGGCGCAGUCCCGUUCGAUCUGGUAGACAGUGCUAUCAUCGAGGGCCCUGAGAACUUCAUCGGCAUGAUUCAAGUCGCGAAGAACCCGGCCAACAGCUCCGGCGAAGCAGUAUACGAUUCGACGUGUGGCGCUUACGCAGCGGGCGCCGGCAUCAGUGGCUCCGUAGACGGCAGUGUUGGUAGUUAUACCAUCCACUACACCAAGAACGGCGUGCAGAACCAAACGCUCGUCAUGUUUGCCCUGCCUCAUCAGGUUGAAUCGUUUUCGGAUCAGACGAGAGCGGCGCUCACAGACAUCUCUCUUUCGACCGUCACGAAGGGCUAUGCCAGGGCAGUCGUGGCCGACUCCAUCACCAUGGUCGAGCAAGACCUCCCGACUACAAUCGACUUCGCGCCAUGGAUCCCAGCGUCCGACGGCGGUUCCGGCGGCGGUUCCAACACGAAUCUCGGGGCCAUCGCAAUGGCUGCCGUCAGCCGUGCCGGGGCCCUAGAAUUGAACGAAGACUUCGACCACCAGACGCGCCUCAACAGCAUGUACUACAGCGGCAAGGGACUCGCCAAAUUCGCCGGCAUCAUCUACACUCUCCAAUCGCUCGCCCAGAACACCGAGCUCGCGGCAGCCGGCCUCGUGAAACUGAAAGACGCCUUCCACGUCUUCGUCAACAACACGCAGCCCUUCCCUCUAGUUUACGACAACGUGUGGCGGGGCGUCGUAUCCUCCGGGACCUACAAGAACGGCGACACGGGCGUCGACUUCGGCAACUCCCUCUACAACGACCACCACUUCCACUACGGCUACUUCGUGUGGACGGCCGCGGUCAUCGGGUACCUCGACCCCUCGUGGCUGGAAGAAGACAACGGCGCCAACAAGCACUGGGUGAACCUCCUCGUCCGCGACUACGCCAACCCCAGCUCCCUCGACCCGUACUUCCCCUUCCAACGCUCCUUCGACUGGUUCCACGGCCACUCGUGGGCGAAAGGGCUCUUCGAGUCCGGCGACGGCAAGGACCAGGAGUCCUCUUCCGAAGACACCUUCUCCACCUACGCGCUCAAGAUGUGGGGGAAAGUCACGGGCGACGCCAACAUGGAGGCACGGGGUAAUCUGCAGCUCGCCGUGCAGUCCCGCAGCAUGCGGAACUACUUCCUGCUCGAGGACGACAAUGCGGUGCAGCCGGAGCAGUUCCUGCCGAAUAAGGUCACGGGCAUCUUGUUUGAGAAUAAGGUCGACCACACGACGUACUUUGGCGGGAAUAAGGAGUACGUGCAGGGGAUUCAUAUGAUCCCGCUCAACCCGUCGAGUGCGUAUACGAGGAGUAGGAAGUUCGUGCAGGAGGAGUGGGAUGCGUAUUUUAGUGAUGGGAGGGUGGAUAAGGUGGAGGGGGGUUGGAAGGGGAUUCUGUAUGCGAAUCUGGCGCUGAUUGAUCCGAGGGCGGCGUACGAUUUCUUUGCGGAUCCGAAGUUCGAUAUCGCGCAGUUGGAUGGUGGGGCCAGUAGGACGUGGUAUCUGGCUUAUGCGGCGGCGAUGCUGGGGGACGGUACUGCGGGUGUUGGGACUGUGGAUGCGAGUGAGGAGGAGGUUGAGCCACCGGAGGGAGAGGAAGGGGAUGUAGAGACUGCGCAAGAGGAGGAAUGGAGUCCCGAAGAAGAACACGAUCAAGAAGGUCAAGAAGAUGUCGAAGAAGUGCGUGAAGAACGUCCGCCAGAGGAGAGCCUCGAAGAGGUUGAAAGUGACCCUCUACCGACUGAGGAAGGCGACGUCGACAUUGUCGACGAGAACGCAGAAGAAGAGUGGACUCCAACAGAAGAUGAAGAAACACCUGGGGGGUUUGAAGGUGACGACAUUGAAGACGGGGACGAGGAGGGCUGGUUCCAUGAAAACAAGUCGUGGGAAGAAGAGAAUCAGGACCCCGAUGACAAUCAGCUUCCCAGGCGACAUCGACACGGAGGAGGGAGACACCCUCGUCCUGACAGCGGAUGGCGGUUCUCUCCCUGGGACAAACGUCACGAGUAA